This is a messenger RNA of Colletotrichum godetiae, 1799 nucleotides long. Its product is annotated as putative acyl-CoA oxidase. Gene Ontology annotation, molecular function: fatty acid binding; FAD binding; acyl-CoA oxidase activity. Gene Ontology annotation, cellular component: peroxisome. Lineage: Eukaryota; Fungi; Ascomycota; Sordariomycetes; Glomerellales; Glomerellaceae. The transcript is spliced from 6 exons. Gene Ontology annotation, biological process: lipid homeostasis; fatty acid beta-oxidation using acyl-CoA oxidase. The record is from RefSeq and is a predicted model, not a curated record. The coding region runs from base 159 to 1799 and encodes 546 amino acids.
CAUUUAUCGAGACACAAAACCCCCCGACAUCACCGCUGCCAACCUCAGAGUCAAACUGUCUUUCCAGGUUUCCCUUAGCACGUAUCCUUGCUAUUGGGCUAACCCCCAUCUUCGUUACGCCUCUCCUACAACGUCACUCGGCUUUCAUCUCCUUCGCCAUGAAGUUCGACACGUCGCUUUUGGUCGACGAAGUCUGGAAUGCGAGAAGGGACAGCCGCCACGAACCAUCAGUUACAAACAUCCCGCUGCACUAUGAACGAGCCAAGUCGCUUUGUCUGAGCAGAGGCCUCACAGUCGACGACAUUGAUAAGCUGACCCCAAGGUUUUGGGACUUCCACUUCGAUCCCAUUUCUUCUCGGGACAUGACAGCCUUCGUCAUCGCAUCGAUUCAUCUCAACUUAUGUGUCGGAACGAUUGCAAGGUUCUCACGCGAGCGGCCUGAUCUCACGGCCACCCUCGAGGAACUCCUCACUUUCAAGGCUUGUGGAGAAUUCAUGUUGACAGAGGUCGGCCAUGGCCUCGACGCCCGCAAUUUGGAGACGACUGCGACGAUGGAAGCCGACGGGUCUUUUACCCUGAACACGCCGAAUGCAGGCGCCGCCAAAGCAAUGCCGCCAUCCUCGCCGCUAGCCGGCAUGGCCCGCGUUGCUGUUGUUUUCGCCCGGCUCAUCGUGGACGGCGACGACCGAGGGGUGAAGCCCUUUGUCGUGCGGAUCAACGACGCGAGAGGCAUGUGUGACGGCGUUGUGUCGCGUGUGCUCCCUGUGCGGGCCGGCACCAAGCCGCUGGACCACUCCAUCACGACGUUUUACAACGUGCGGCUUCAGCCCGAAGCGCUUCUGGGAUCGGCAUCGCGAGCUGACAACGAGCGAGAGGGGUUUCUUGCCCACAUAUGGAGGGUGUCCGUCGGCACGCUCUCUCUCUCUAUUAUGGGCCGGCGUCGUAUGGUCGGAGAUAGGGACAAACAGCCCAUCAUGCAGUUCAGCACACAGCAGAGACCGAUCCUGGAAGCACUGGCGCACGGAGAAGUCCUGCAUGCAUACGCCAAGUGGAGCGUUGGCGAGUUUAUGAACCAAAACCACAACGCAGACGUCCGCAGAGGGAUCGCUACCGUCUUCAAAGUCUUGGUUGUGCGAUCGUCUCGUCUACUUCACGAGCUGACGGAGCGAUGUGGCUGGCAGGGCCUGUACGCGCACAACCAGAUAACCGAACUCGCAUCGACCUUUCAAGGGAACUCCGUGGCCGAGGGCGACACGCUCGUUAUAAGCAUUCGUCUCGCUUCUGAACUCCUCAUGAACAGAUAUGGCCUUCCACAACCAACCGAUCCGACAGGAUCUCUUGCCAUGUAUGAAGCCGGGAUGCUCGAAGAGGUUGUGAGCGACAAAAACCUCGCACUCGGCGUAUCCGGCAGCCUGAGGGGCACGACCUACAACAACAGCGUUCUCCCUCGAUGCAGAGUUAUGGUGGAGGCCAUCGGACAGCGCAUGGCCUACGAGGCAGCCCAGGCGCAAGGUGAUAUCGCGCCCGAGGUGCUUGAUGUGUUUGAAAAGUCUUGCAUUCAGAGGGAUCCAUCCUGGUUUGUCGAACACGGCUACGGCACUCGAUCUGCGUUGCGGGAUAUCGAGAACAGGGCGUACUCCAACUUAUUGCCCCUCUUGCCCACGCUGGUGGAAAGGGCCAAUGCUAAAGAGUACAUCACGGCGCCUUUGGUUGAAGAGGGAGCCAUGGAGGACUUCAUCAAGGCCUUGCCGGCUUUUGGGGCUCGUACGGACGACAUGAAAGUGAGGACUACAUGGUGA